AUGGGUAUCAAAGGCCUCACAGGGCUCCUCUCCCAACAUGCGCCCAAAGCCAUAAAAGAAAUUAAAACACUCUUCGGACGCAAAGUCGCCAUCGACGCCUCCAUGUCCAUCUACCAAUUCCUCAUCGCCGUGAGACAGAAGGACGGCGAGCUCCUCACGAACGAUGCGGGUGAAACGACGAGAUAUCUCAUGGGCUUGUUUUACCGCACGCUUCGAAUUGUGGAGAAUGGGAUCAAGCCUGCGUAUAUCUUCGAUGGGAAGCCGCCAGAGUUGAAGAAGGGUGUGCUGUCGAAACGGCUUGAGAGGAGGGAGGAAGCCAAGGAGGAGGGAGAGGAGGCGAAGGAGACUGGAACUGUUGAGGAUGUGGAUAGGUUUUCACGGCGGACUGUUAAAGUCACCCGAGAGCAUAACCAGGAGUGUCAACGGCUUCUAAGGCUCAUGGGGAUCCCCGUUGUUAUUGCACCCUCAGAAGCAGAAGCACAAUGCGCUGAGCUGGCGCGGGGAGGGAAGGUAUACAUUGCGCUCUACUACGCUGCAGGCUCAGAAGAUAUGGACACGCUCACCUUCAACGCGCCCAUCCUGUUCCGACAUUUAACUUUCUCAGAGGCGAAGAAGCAGCCUAUCAGCGAGAUAAACCUCAAGGAGGCCCUCGAAGGGCCUCUCUAUUCGUUUCCCACCUUUAUCGACCUCUGUAUCCUCCUUGGAUGCGACUACCUAGAGCCCAUCAAAGGCGUCGGUCCGAAAUCCGCACUUAAGCUGAUACGUGAGUAUGGAGGACUGAAAGGCGUCGUGAAGCACUUGAGAGAAAAAGCCGCCACACAAAAAGCAGCUCAGGCUGCCGUCGAGUCAGACGAAGAGUCCGAGCAUGAAGAGGAAGACGAGCCAGCGCCAACGUCCGACGUGGAGAUGCCUGACCCGGUCGAAGAAGAUCAAGACGGGGAAGAGGAAGCAGAACCAAAAUCAUCCCAGGCCACGCCAAAGAAGAAGAAAGCUAGCUCCAAGACGAAGGAGAAGAGAAAGGGGAAGGGCGGUGGUGGAAUGCAGAUUCCGGAAGAGUGGCCUUGGGAAGAGGCCAAGAAGAUUUUUAAGAGGCCUUCGCACGUUCACCGAGAUCUGGAAUGGACCAAUCCCGACGUUGACGGCCUCGUCCAGUUCCUUGUUAACGAAAAGGGGUUCAAUGAAGAUCGUGUGCGCAAGGGCGCUGAGAAACUUCAAAAGUUCCUUAACAGUAAACAGCAAGGACGGCUCGACGGCUUUUUUAGUGUAAAGCCGAAGGAGAAGGCAGCAGCGCCGGCCCCAGUUGGGAAGGCGAAGGGGAAAGGGAAGAUUGAUGCGAAGGCGAAGGGGACGAAGCGGAAGGUCGAUGAGAAGGCGGAGAGUAGCGCUGGUAAGAAACCAAGGAAGAAAUAGGCGUCACCUACUGUUCCUUUCCCGUCCGACUUGUUUGGGUUUCGGUAUUUUUAUUUCCUUGUCGGCUUUGUAUAUCUCUUGCAGUUUAUUUUUUGCAGUUGCUAUUCAUCUUCUUGCGCAGGCUCCUAAAA
Laccaria bicolor S238N-H82 is the source of this 1541-nucleotide messenger RNA. RefSeq lists its product as uncharacterized. The transcript is spliced from 10 exons. The record is from RefSeq and is a predicted model, not a curated record. Gene Ontology annotation, cellular component: cytoplasm; nucleus. NCBI's taxonomy places the organism in Eukaryota, Fungi, Basidiomycota, Agaricomycetes, Agaricales, Hydnangiaceae. Gene Ontology annotation, molecular function: 5'-3' exonuclease activity; DNA binding; 5'-flap endonuclease activity. Bases 1 to 1410 code for a protein of 469 amino acids.